UGGCGUCUAUGUUAAUGUUAUCAAUAUCUGGUACGGAGGCUAUAUAUAUAUAUAUAUAUAUAUAUGAAAUCCAUUCUGCUUACCGAUAUCAGGGCCUGGCAGGGCUGGGCAGCGAGAAUGCUCCUCCGUAGCACUUCUUCCCCUCUCCUUAACUCGUGGCUCCCUUCUUCUUGUUCUUCUUUAUCUUGUCCUUGCUCCUCAAAGGAAGCCCAUCAUGAGAGCUUCGGCGUCUCGGCAGAAGUGGUGGCGAUCCCCAGAGCCCCAAGGAGGCCUGUGAUAACCCAUGCUCUAUCUGACCCCGACCUAUCGGAUCUCUCUGCACCAGUUGCUACGGUGAGAAAGAGAAGGCCUUUGACGGCUUCCCACAAGGACGAGGCUAGUCCUCGCCAAACUCAUGACCAAGACAUCACCCAUUGUAUCGCAGGCAAGAGCCCUCGUUCCUCGCUCCUACUCUCCUCCUCCGGCCUCGUGGAUGCCACAUCUUUCCCUUCUUUCAAGUCUGGUGUCCAUCAUGACUCAAUCCUCAGUAAUGGCUUUGCCGGCGAGGGCGGUGGUGGCAGUGGGAAUGGUUAUCUCGGCUUCUCUGCGGAACGCAAUGAGGACGACGAGGAUGGGAAAAAAGAUGGCAGCACCACAGUCACAGAUGCCUAUUAUCAGAAGAUGAUUCAAGCCAACCCCGGGAACUCCCUCAUCGUCGGGAAUUAUGCCAAGUUCUUGAAAGAGGUCCAUGGCGACCUUCUAAAAGCUCAGGAAUACUGUGAACGGGCACUUAUGGAGAAUCAGAGAGACGCCACCAUUCUCGCCUUCUAUGCAGACCUGAUCUGGCAGUCCAACAGGGAUGCCCAGAGAGCGAAGCUUUAUUUCGACCAAGCUGUGCAAGCAGCUCCACAGGACUGCUAUAUAAUGGCUUCUUAUGCUCGAUUUCUGUGGGACGCCGAGGAGGAUGUUGGAGGAACAGGAGAUGUAGAGAGAAACAGGACACUGCCGCCCAUGCACCCCGAUGCAGUCCCACCUUCAAUUGCUGCAGCUUUCUAAGCGUUGGAUUCGUGGUUUUUUUUUCAUGCUGCUCUCAUGACUGCUCUGUGAUUUUGCAAAUAACUAUUAACCAUUGUCCAGUUUUUCAUUUCCAAGCUUCUUUCUUCA
This is a messenger RNA of Dioscorea cayenensis subsp. rotundata (Guinea yam), 1143 nucleotides long. RefSeq lists its product as uncharacterized. The transcript has 3 exons. NCBI's taxonomy places the organism in Eukaryota, Viridiplantae, Streptophyta, Magnoliopsida, Dioscoreales, Dioscoreaceae. Gene Ontology annotation, molecular function: protein binding. The coding region runs from base 64 to 1035 and encodes 323 amino acids. The record is from RefSeq and is a predicted model, not a curated record.